UCGCUUAGUGAUGACGUGUAAGGAAGCUUCCUGGUGCCGCUGUGACGGUUUAUUGAGAUGAAAAGUUGACUUUAAUGCAUUAAAGUAAUUGCCGGGAUCGAUAGGGACUGCUUGGGGUGAUGCAGUCGUCCGUGCAAGAGAUCCAUGUCUCCUCCCAAGCAGACACCUCCUACUUCCUGCGGGUGGACUGGAGUGGGCGGGGCUUGGCAUCAGGCUUCCAUCUGAUGCUGACUGAUGGACAAGAUGCUUGGCGAGGAGAAGUGAACGAGGGAAUGAUGUGCCAGGAGGCAGCCGAACUGGAGAUGCCCGAGGACGGGUACAUCCAGGACCUCCAGCAGGCGCUGACAGAGAAGGAAAGCUCCGGCUCUUACCGCUUCACCCUCUCACCGUCUCCGCCCAGUCAGAGCGCAGCGCUCACGCUGGCGUACGACAAAGUUCUGAAGGACAUCUCGUUCAGGUUGGGCUCGGUCUUGCUUAGCCCGGUCCCAGAGCCUGCAGAGGCCGUGAAAAGACUGCUGACUCACAGCCUGGAGAGGGGAUCAGCUCUGGAGCACCAAAACCAGGAGCUGGAGGAGCAGAACCGGCGACUGAGACAAGAGCAUCAACGCAUCACAGCAGAACUAAAGCGCUACGCAGACGGGAAAGCAGACCUGGAGGCAGAGCUUUACUCUCGAUUUGUGCUGGUGCUGAACGAGAAGAAAGCCAAGAUCCGCAGUCUACAGGAAACAGUCAAAGAGCUGCAGGAAGUGAGGACUGCGGAACAAAAGAAGGAUCCGCUCAAACGGGACCGAGCGGAAACACAGGAGGAAGACGAAUAUGGUGGCAGCACUGAUGACGAGCAGGAGGACCGUCGCCCUACGCCGGCUGCCAUCGCACCUUCUUGUGAGGGGCAGUCCUCCUCUCCGAGCCCAUUGGACGACACGCUGAGUGACAUCACAGACGUGGCGCCCUGUCGCAAGCGGCGCUUCCGUCACCUCGUGGCCUCUGACGCAGCGACCAGGCCGCCGCCUCAGACGCUGAGCUCUCAGAAGACGAGCAGGAAAGACUCCCCGGCAGCAGCCAAUCAGCAGCCUGUGCCGUCGCAGCGCCGUUCCGAUGUGUCAGCUGCAGCAGAGGACCUGUUUGAGGACUUCUGAUCACCAGAAGCAGCUCCACGUGGUUCUACUGGGAUGUAAGAACUGCUGGAAGUGUCUGCAGAACAUGCUGUGAAGGACCGACUGGACAUCUUUCAACAUGAAGGGACUUUGCUAGCGUGUUAGAAGCAUAUGAAUCACUUUAGACCCCCCAUCUCCUGAUGGACCACUAGAAGCUCCCAGUGGACCAUCAGGAGUCAAGGUAACAUGCAUAUAAUAUGUAAGUAACAUGACAUGCAACACGGUGCUUCUCAAAUGGUGGUGUGGUGGUUGGGGGGGGUCAUGAGAAAAAGGAGGUCCCCUUAAUUUCCCAUCCUUUUAGAUUCCUACAGGACAAAAACAUAACAGAUGCAUAUUUUUUUCUACGUUUUUUUGCUGAGGUGUCUCAACUUGAGUUCUAAUAAAGAAUGCCAAAUGUAAUUUUUAAAAAUGAUUUUUACCCCUAAAUUACCAUUUGAUUCAAUGAUGUCACUGUUUUUGCUUAUAAAAAUACAAACAAAAUGAGUUAUUUUCCAUAUAAUAAAUGUUAGGGGGCUGGGGCUCUAUGGCUUAACUAUACAUAAGAUUAGGAAUAAAAUUGAUUUUGAUCCUU
This is a messenger RNA of Dunckerocampus dactyliophorus (ringed pipefish), 1725 nucleotides long. RefSeq names its product X-ray repair complementing defective repair in Chinese hamster cells 4 (gene xrcc4). The record is from RefSeq and is a predicted model, not a curated record. Gene Ontology annotation, biological process: response to X-ray; double-strand break repair via nonhomologous end joining; positive regulation of ligase activity. Gene Ontology annotation, molecular function: DNA binding. Gene Ontology annotation, cellular component: DNA ligase IV complex; DNA-dependent protein kinase-DNA ligase 4 complex; nucleus. The coding region runs from base 120 to 1136 and encodes 338 amino acids. The transcript is spliced from 8 exons. NCBI's taxonomy places the organism in Eukaryota, Metazoa, Chordata, Actinopteri, Syngnathiformes, Syngnathidae.